AAGUUCUAACUCCAUCGAGACAGCAUAUCUGUUCUUCGACUGCGUUCAUUGAUAACAACUACUUUACUGAUCUCUGUAUGCUUUCCCUUUGCUUUUGAGUGUUUCAUUCGCAGCAUAUCCAUCAACAAUCAUGGAAGACUCGUCUACAGAGCUAGAUGCUCUGAUCAUUGGCGCCGGGUUUGGAGGCAUAUACCAACUAUACCGUCUGCGACAACUAGGUCUCAAUGUCAAGGUUAUCGACAUGGCGGGCGACGUCGGGGGCACAUGGUAUUGGAACCGGUACCCCGGAGCCAUGAGCGAUACGGAGAGCUUCGUAUAUCGAUAUUCAUGGGACAAAGAGGACUUAGUCACCUAUCCGUGGACGCAUCAUUAUGUCAAACAACCCGACGUUCUAGCAUACCUACGGCACGUUGUCCAGCGACACGACCUUCGGAAAGACAUGCAAUUCAACACCGAACUCCUCUCGGCUGACUGGGACGAAUCUACAAACCACUGGCGGGUAGAGCUCAGCACUGGUAAGACGUACCACGUGCGAUAUCUGGUCACCGCCCUCGGCCUCCUUUCCAAAGCCAACUACCCAGACAUCCCAGGCAUCAACACAUUCCAAGGCCGAAUGUGCCAUACAGCAGCCUGGCCCGAAGACCUCGAUGUGACUAACAAGCGCGUUGGCAUUAUCGGCUGCGGCUCCACGGGUGUGCAAGUCAUAACCGACAUAGCUCAACGCGUCAAAUCACUUACCUGUUUCCAACGACAUCCUCAGUACACGGUCCCUAGCGGUGACCGCCCGGUCGAGCCUGGUUACCGAGAAUGGGUGAACGAGCACUACGACGAAAUCUUCGACCAAGUCAAGAACUCGGUUGUCGGCUUCGGUUUCGUCGAGUCCACCGUGCCUUUUAAUUCCAUUAAGACAGCUGAAGAGCGCGAAGCCAUCUUCGAGCGGCUAUGGAAGCAAGGCAAUGGAUUCAAGUUCAUGUUCGAUGGGUUCAGCGACGUCGCGACCAACAAAGAAGCCAACGAAGCCGCCUGUGCGUUCAUUCGUAAGAAGAUAUCUCAAAUCGUCAAGGAUCCCGAGAAGGCUCGCAAACUCUCGCCACACGACGCUUACGCCCGUCGACCGCUCUGUGACGGUGGCUACUUUGAGCAAUUCAACCGGCCUAACGUCGAUGUGGUGCAUCUGCAAGAAACGCCCAUCACGAGCAUCACGCCCAAAGGGAUCCAGACCACUGAAGGUCUGCACGAAUUGGACGUGAUCAUAUUCGCGACGGGGUUCGACGCGAUCGAAGGGAACUACAACAGAAUCCGUAUCCGUGGUCGCGAGGGUCUCACCCUCAAGGACUGCUGGGAUCCCAAGGGGCCGACAGCCUAUCUCGGCGUUUCAGUACCCAGCUUCCCGAACCUCUUGAUGAUCACCGGUCCUCAGGGUCCUUUUUCCAACCUACCACCGGCUCUUGAGGCGCAUAUUGACUUGAUCUCAGGGCUCAUCGCUCAGGCAGAGAAGACACGAAAGCAAAGCAGCAGCGGUGAUGUAGCUGCGCCGGUCAUCGAAGCCCUUCCUGAAGCAGAGGAGGAAUGGCUGGAUGAGUGUGAGCGCAUGGCGGAGGGAAAUCUCUUCAAGGAGACCGCAUCGUGGAUUUUUGGGCAGAACGUGCCGGGCAAGAAAUAUGCCUUGCGCUUCUACUUUGGCGGGCUUAAGGCGUUCAAUGAAGCUGUUCAACGGGUCAUUGAUAAUGACUAUUCUGGGUUCAAACCGUUAGCUAUCCAGCCCCAGGAUCAAGGGCAACCGACCGAGGACGGCAAGACGGUUGACCAGGGUAUGACUGCACGCUUAUGAAGUCUUGUAUUUGGUCGGUCCACACGAGAGGAUGGAUUUGAUUGUAUGCAUUUGGAAAUGCCAGACCCAAGUCGAAGGAUGCCGGGACGGAAACGGACAAGUAUCAAUUUUUCUUCAAUUCAUAAACAUAUGCCGUA
Molecule: messenger RNA, 1968 nt
Organism: Exophiala xenobiotica
Lineage: Eukaryota; Fungi; Ascomycota; Eurotiomycetes; Chaetothyriales; Herpotrichiellaceae
Exons: 1
Coding region: 131-1831 (566 amino acids)
Source: RefSeq, a predicted model, not a curated record